Messenger RNA from Bombina bombina (fire-bellied toad), 2877 nucleotides. RefSeq names its product ring finger protein 19A, RBR E3 ubiquitin protein ligase (gene RNF19A). Gene Ontology annotation, molecular function: ubiquitin protein ligase activity; zinc ion binding; ubiquitin conjugating enzyme binding. Lineage: Eukaryota; Metazoa; Chordata; Amphibia; Anura; Bombinatoridae. Gene Ontology annotation, cellular component: cytoplasm; ubiquitin ligase complex. The record is from RefSeq and is a predicted model, not a curated record. Gene Ontology annotation, biological process: positive regulation of proteasomal ubiquitin-dependent protein catabolic process; protein polyubiquitination; ubiquitin-dependent protein catabolic process.
GUUUGCGGGAGCGAGCGUCACCUCCCCAGUAAACUGACUCGCUCACUUCCGCUUAUGUGAUGGCUCAGACAGCGGCCCCCGAAUUCUGUACAGGAGUGGCUAGAUGUUGGUGAUUUCAUCCUGGCUACAUUUCCACCUUUAUAUCAAUUUCUGACACCGUAGUUUUAGACGGAUAUUCGAGAUUUCAUGGAUCUAGCACUCGACGUUUAGAACAAUUCAAAGAAGACCCAAGAUAUAUAACUGAAACUAUCUGAGGAUAAUUUCAACUGAUCUUUGAACCACACUUCACAUUGGGAAUUAUGAGCUGUGCUAUGCACAUAAUUUGAUUGAAACAUUGGGGUCAUAGAAGACAUGAGUUUGCAUCGGCAAAUGGGUUCAGAUCGGGACCUGCAGUCAUCUACGUCAUCAGUUAGCCUUCCCUCAGUUAAAAAGGCCCCAAAGAAAAGGAGGAUACCCUGGGGGUCCAUAUUCCGUAAGAAAAAAGAUCCAAAGCGGAAGUCAAGAGAAAUAAAUGUUGGUGUCGAUGGCAUUGCAAGCAUUGAAAGUAUUCAUUCGGAAAUGUGCACAGAUAAAAGCAUAUUCACUCAGUCAGUGAACUCCCCUGACAAUGGGACAAACACAGCAACUAAGCAAAAUGGAGACUUUAUGGAGUGUCCCUUAUGCCUUUUACGGCAUUCUAAAGACAGGUUUCCUGAAAUAAUGACUUGUCACCACAGGUCAUGUGCAGACUGUUUGCGACAAUAUCUCAGGAUAGAGAUCUCUGAGAGCAGAGUCAACAUCAGCUGUCCUGAAUGCUCUGAACGUUUUAAUCCUUAUGAUAUCCGCCUCAUACUAAAUGACAGCUUAUUGAUGGAAAAAUAUGAAGAGUUUAUGCUCAGGAGGUGGCUUGUUGCUGAUCCUGAUUGUCGAUGGUGUCCAGCUCCAGACUGUGGAUAUGCUGUGAUAGCAUUUGGAUGUGCCAGCUGCCCAAAACUAACAUGUGGCCGCGAGGGAUGUGGCACAGAGUUCUGCUACCACUGCAAGCAAAUCUGGCACCCGAACCAAACAUGUGAUGCUGCCCGGCAAGAGAGAGCGCAGAGCUUGCGCCUCAGGACAAUCCGUUCCUCAUCCAUCAGUUAUAGCCAGGAAUCUGGGGCUGCAGCAGAUGAUAUUAAACCCUGCCCUCGGUGUGCUGCAUAUAUAAUAAAGAUGAACGAUGGUAGCUGCAACCACAUGACCUGCGCAGUGUGUGGCUGUGAAUUUUGCUGGCUCUGCAUGAAAGAGAUCUCUGAUUUACAUUAUCUAAGUCCUUCAGGAUGUACGUUUUGGGGGAAAAAGCCGUGGAGCAGAAAAAAGAAGAUCCUUUGGCAGUUAGGCACUCUGGUCGGAGCACCAGUGGGGAUAGCUCUAAUAGCCGGUAUUGCAAUACCUGCUAUGAUCAUCGGGCAUUCCUGUGAGGUUGGCAGAGAAAUUCACAAUCGCUAUGAAGGUAAAGAUAUUUCAAAGCACAAGAGAAAUCUUGCUAUAGCAGGGGGUGUCACGUUAUCCGUUAUUGUAUCUCCAGUUGUUGCUGCUGUAACUGUAGGUAUUGGGGUCCCUAUAAUGCUGGCCUAUGUCUAUGGAGUAGUCCCCAUCUCAUUGUGUAGAAGUGGAGGUUGUGGAGUGUCAGCAGGAAAUGGCAAAGGAGUGCGGAUUGAAUUUGAUGAUGAAAAUGACAUCAAUGUUGGAGGACCAAAUACAGCUGCAGAUACCACUUCUGUCGCUGAAGCACGCCACAAUCCAAGCAUUGGAGAAGGAAGUGUCGGAGGGAUGACGGGCAGCUUGAGCGCCAGCGGCAGUCACAUGGAUAGAAUUGGCGCAAUUCGAGAUAACCUAAGUGAAACGGCGAGCACCAUGGCUCUAGCAGGGGCCAGCAUCACAGGCAGCUUGUCUGGAAGUGCUAUGGUGAAUUGUUUUAACAGGCUGGAAGUCCAGGCAGAUGUGCAGAAGGAAAGAUAUAGCUUGAGUGGAGAAUCGGGCACUGUGAGUUUAGGCACAGUCAGUGACAAUGCGAGCACCAAAGCAAUGGCUGGAUCCAUUCUCAAUUCCUAUAUCCCGCUGGACAGGGAAGGAAACAGUAUGGAGGUGCAAGUGGAUAUUGAAUCUAAGCCAGCUAAAUUCAGGCACAACAGUGGCAGCAGUAGCGUUGAUGAUGGCAAUGCACCUAGUCGCAGCAAUGCCGGAGGGUCUGCAGCUUGUUUAACAGAUAGUAAAUGCAGCGCUGCCAAGUGGUCCAAAGAAGCAACAGCAGGUAAAAAGUGUAAAGGAAAACUGCGAAAGAAAAGUAGCACGAAAAUAAAUGAAACCAGAGAGGAUAUGGACGCUCAGCUUCUAGAGCAACAAAGCACUAAUUCAAGUGAAUUUGACUCGCCUUCUCUGAGUGAUAGUAUACCAUCCGUUGCAGACUCUCACUCAAGUCAUUUUUCUGAAUUCAGUUGUUCUGAUAUGGAAAGUAUGAAAACCUCAUGCAGCCACGGGUCCAAUGAUUAUCACACACGUUUCACUACAGUCAGCCCACUCCCAGAGGUAGAAAAUGACCGUUUGGAAAAUUCGCCUCACCAAAGCGGGAUUCCUGUUGUCCCAACACCAGUUCCUUGCACAGAUGUCCUACAGCUCAGUUAUAUAGUGGAAGAAAGAGUUGCGCACAACAUAUCGCAGGCAGACGAAUCGGACUGCAGUGCUGAAACCACAAAAGACGCAAAACCCCAUUCUGAACUGGGCAGUACAAUUCAGACGGACAUCUAGUCCUAUUUUUGCUGCAGUACCAUUUUUUUACCACUAACCGGCCCUGCUCACAAGGACUGCUUUGCAAAUUGGUUAAACUGCUUAAAAUAAUUAAAAAGAGAGAGAUGAAACUUC